AUGAAGUUAUUCCUUGCCCAAUACAGCCUGAAAGCCACUCGCUCUGUUCUUUCGGCGGUGUUGAACGUCUCUAAGCAAGCGAGUGGUGUCUUUGAAUUCCUGUUGCGCCAGUGCCCUGAUCCUGGAAGCACGUCACCUAUGUUGUUUCACUACCUGCCAGACGCUGCUCUGACUUCUUUAUGCCGGGCACUGGCACUCAGCUCGGCGUUUGCCACCGCCCUCGCCUCUACCCAGCUAGAUACCCAUCUUCAUGUAUUGCCUCCUGUCUUUGCCGCCGCGAUCGAUGCCGCUGGCGGCGAUCCUACAGGCUACACAAUCCCCAUUGGACUCUUGAGGGCAUGA
Messenger RNA from Fusarium proliferatum ET1, 342 nucleotides. RefSeq lists its product as uncharacterized. The transcript has a single exon. NCBI's taxonomy places the organism in Eukaryota, Fungi, Ascomycota, Sordariomycetes, Hypocreales, Nectriaceae. The record is from RefSeq and is a predicted model, not a curated record. Bases 1 to 342 code for a protein of 113 amino acids.